AUGGCGGCGGCGAUUGUCCUUGUAACGGCGACGGGCGGCUUCCAGGGCGUGCUUGGGCAGGAGGAAGCUGAGGGCUCAUGCAGCGCAAUUUACCGCCAGUGUUCCGCCGCAUCCCUCGCCCAAGUGUGCGGACACAGCGAUGACGACCUACCGCUGAGCUUUGGUCACUCAUUUUGUCAAAGGUUUGAGCGCGGAUUCAACGACUUCACUGGGCGUGGCCGGCGGUGGGUGCGAUCCACAAAGCAGUGCUUGCAGGGCAAACUGGAUGCCUAUUUCCGCUCAAACCCAAACAGCCGUUGCCGCACAUUGAGCGCGACAGAGUUUGAGUCGCACCUGUCAUGCUACACACAGGCAUCAAAGAACGCCUGCAACCUCCGUCCGAUUGACAGGCAGCGGAUACUAGAAAUCGUGACACGCGAAUACAAUGAAUUCCAGACGACCUCCACGAUUCGUCAAGGUCUGCAGACGGCGUUCAGUUGCCUCGGGUCCUUCGGAGCACCCAACAACAGGCAUCAGCAAGUCAAGCCUCUGCUCGGCUUCGGGGCAGGUGUCUGGGACUGGCUUUGGCGCCAUCGGCGGUCAGUACCGUCCAUCUCUGCUUCGAUGGCCAAGUCUGUGGAACAGCAGCUGGCUCAGCAGCUGGGCAUCACGCCUGAAAGCAUUCACAUCACCGUGAAAACCAUGGGUACCGCCACCAACAUCUUCAGCGACCUUGCCAGCAACAUGACGAACGCAAACGCCACAGCACGCGCCCAGGAUGCUGAUGACUCUGGGCCCCACUUUGCGGUUGUCAUUGACAUCUCCGAUAAGCAAGGGCAUGCGGACAGGUUGGCAGCGCGGGCGACUGCGCUCAUUGAGAACGGCGACAUUGACCUUCGCCCCAUUUUUGCCGAUACGGACAUGCGACAGCAUCUUCGUUUGACGGGCUUUGAGGUCUCUCAAGAAACCAUGCUGCAGACGGCCAAUGACAAGGUCGCCUCUUCCAGCUCAACAACACCGACCGUCAUCAUUGUUGGCUCCGUCAUUGGUGUUCUCUUGCUCGUCGUGAUUGUCCUUCUUGCACUCGUGAUGAAGGCGCUCAAGAAACAAGACCUCGCGCGCGACAGGCCCCUCGAGGAACACUUGCUCUGAUCACGCUCGCCGUGUUUGCUCGCGAAGUUUCUUUCUCCAUCCGUUACCAUCCCUCUCUCUGACCAGCAGGGCCAGCAGUUGCCUUCAAGACCAAUCAAUCACACGUGUGAAUAGUGUGAAUGGUGAAGGGCGACUUGUGUCGGGGUUGUUCUGCUUCUGUGUUCUGUCUGUCUGUCCAUGUGUGCGUGUGUGUGCCUGUCUCUCUGUGUGUGUCUCAGUCUCUGUUCCUCUCUCUUUGUUACAGUCGAGGUUGUUACAAUGUUACUUGCUCUCUUGCUCCUUCCUUUGCAGCUGCUUCUCAACCUCAUCCACUUUGCCUCACUAUCGAUGGAAGAAGGAGAAUGAAUGACACAAUGCCA
This is a messenger RNA of Salpingoeca rosetta, 1490 nucleotides long. RefSeq lists its product as uncharacterized. The transcript has a single exon. The record is from RefSeq and is a predicted model, not a curated record. NCBI's taxonomy places the organism in Eukaryota, Choanoflagellata, Craspedida, Salpingoecidae. Bases 1 to 1131 code for a protein of 376 amino acids.